AUGGAAUGCACACCAGAUCAGAAGGUUCGGUAUGGGAUUCAUAUGCUAUCAGUUGAGGUUGAUGACUGGUGGCUAGAGACUCGCCAGAGGUUGGAGGUUAUUUGUGAGAAGAUCACUUGGGUUGUGUUCCGUAGGUAUUUUUUGAGGAUGUACUUUCCCGAGGACGUCUGUGGAAAGAAGGAAAUCAAAUUCCUUGAGGUAAGGCAAGGAAAUAAGUCGGUUAUGGAGUAUGCUACUAAGUUUGGAGAGUUGGCUAAGUUUUACCAACACUGUGAUGGACCAACUGGUGAAUUUUUGAAGUGCAUCAAGAAAGUGGUUAGUUACCAGAAGAUUCGUGUCUUUGCUGAUUUGGUUGAUAGUUUUCGAAUUUAUGAGGAGGGCAACAAUGCUCAUUAUCGAGUUAUUAAUGAGAAGAAGGGCAAGAGUCAACAAGGUCGUGGCAAGCCUUAUGAUGCUCCAAUUGGCAAGGGUAAGCUGAAAGCUAAUGAGGGCAAGAGAACUAGUGGGGGAGAUGCUCUUGCUGGUAUUGUGUGCUUCAAGUAUGGCAAGACUGGUCACAAGAGCACUGUGUGUACUGUUGAUGCGACGAGGUGUUUCCAUUGUGGGAAGUUUGGACAUGCGGCGUCUGAAUGCCAGCAUAAGCAGAUGGUGUGUUUCAACUCUGGUGAAGAGGGGCAUAUUGGAAGCAAGUGA
Molecule: messenger RNA, 693 nt
Organism: Vicia villosa (hairy vetch)
Lineage: Eukaryota; Viridiplantae; Streptophyta; Magnoliopsida; Fabales; Fabaceae
Exons: 1
Coding region: 1-693 (230 amino acids)
Molecular function (GO): zinc ion binding; nucleic acid binding
Source: RefSeq, a predicted model, not a curated record